This is a messenger RNA of Stylonychia lemnae, 432 nucleotides long. NCBI's taxonomy places the organism in Eukaryota, Ciliophora, Spirotrichea, Sporadotrichida, Oxytrichidae. The record is from the annotation of a GenBank genome assembly.
AUGUACAAUAAUGAAUAGCAGCUGAUAACUUGGAAUGAUCUAGCUAAGGAAUAAAAAACUACUACGAAAUUAUAUUUAGCCUAGGUUAUCCAAAAUAUGAAUUAAAAUGCUAUUGAUAAAAGAAUAUUGAAAAAUCUUGAUCAAAAUGAUUCUAAUAAGUCAAAUAGAUAGAUUAUUAAUAAAAUAAGAGAAAAAACAAUUCUUAAACUUGAAGAAAAAUAUAAUGAGCAAAAUAUAGAUAAUGUUGGAAAAAGGAAAGAUCAUGAGAGAUAUCACACCGAUUUUAAAGAAGAGGUUAUAUUUCAAAAUUAAACAUAGGAAAAUUUUACAAGCAAUAAUUAGAAUGAUGCAACAAUUAUAAAUUUGCAAGAGGAUGAUGUUGAAGAUAGCAAUAUCUUUGAUGAAUUUAUUGAAAAAGAUUUUAAUGUUUGA